Molecule: messenger RNA, 381 nt
Organism: Branchiostoma floridae (Florida lancelet)
Lineage: Eukaryota; Metazoa; Chordata; Leptocardii; Amphioxiformes; Branchiostomatidae
Product: N(G),N(G)-dimethylarginine dimethylaminohydrolase 1-like
Exons: 3
Coding region: 12-254 (80 amino acids)
Biological process (GO): arginine metabolic process; positive regulation of nitric oxide biosynthetic process
Molecular function (GO): amino acid binding; dimethylargininase activity
Source: RefSeq, a predicted model, not a curated record
UCCCCCAGGAGAUGGAACUGAUGGGAGAGUUUGACUAUGAGAUCCUGAGUCUGCCCGACGACCAGGCGACCGACUGUCUGUACAUGAAUGGGACGAUACUGCACUGCACCAAGGAGGAGUUUCCUGACAGUUAUAAGGUGUUUGAGACGGUGACAGACUACCACAGGGUUGCCGUGUCCAACAGGGAGCUGAGGAAGGUGGGCGGGGCCCUCAGCAGGCUCGCACUGCUCAUCCCCCUCACCAAGACUAAGUGAACCUCCCCCUCCAUGACCCAGCACCUAUCAUUAUCAUUUGUGAACCUCCCCCUCCACAGCCCAGCACCCAUUGUUGUCAGCUGAACCUCCCCCUAAACUCUGCUUUUAUCAUUCUCAUCUGGACUUC